Molecule: messenger RNA, 1410 nt
Organism: Mytilus californianus (California mussel)
Lineage: Eukaryota; Metazoa; Mollusca; Bivalvia; Mytilida; Mytilidae
Exons: 2
Coding region: 281-1372 (363 amino acids)
Source: RefSeq, a predicted model, not a curated record
UGAAUUCAGCUGCAAGUAUGUGAAUAUUCCUUUGAAAUUGACAAUGGACAUUUUUGUCACCGUAUUGACUUAUUUGUGAAUUAACAAUGAAAUGUACAAUGAAAUGUAACAAAUUUUACAUUCAUAACAAUGGUAUGCAAUGGUAUGAUCAAACAUAACUCACAAAUUAUCAUGUAUAUAGUAUAUAUAUAUAUAUACAUCACACUAUGCCUAUGACUAUGUAUCGUGCAGACCUGAUAAUUCACUUGUUUUAAUUUUGUUUACCCAAAUUUAUUGUAUAAUGGAUACACCAAUUAAAACUGUAUCCAAUAGCAAGUGCUGUUUGUUGUGUGGUGACACUGAAAAGAGACUCCAUUGCCUUACCAAACAUAAAUCUUCAAAUGAAGGAUAUAUUCAAUCAAUCGAAACAGCAUUAGAUAAUAAAUUGGAUUCAAGUCUGCUUGAAUUUAUGUUUAUUUGUGAGAAAUGUGCUAAUGCAUGUAAACAUUUUAAUAAUUUUAGAGACCGAGCUAAAAAACAUUUAGAUUGUUUUGUAUCAAACCUAAGUAACCGUAGAACAAAAAGGAUGCCUAAAACACCUCCUUCUUCCAUGAAAAUCAGUACUGCUGAUCAAAUUGAAAAAUCCGUAGAAAAACUGAGAAAUUUAAAUUUAUGUGAAAAAGAAACCAGUGCUAGGGUAGCCAAAAAAUCUAGACAGCAACUAAAUUUUAGUACAGAGUUAGAGCAUGCAUAUUCUCAACAAAAUGUCAUCAAAAUGCAACAUGAGGAAGAAGAUCAAGUGCUAUUAAAUGAUCAUGAAUAUUCAAUUCCAAACAAAGCUCUUGAAACCAGCGAAAAAGUGUCAGAAGAUUUUAUUAAGGAAGCUGUGUCAAUAAAUACAUCUAUCAAUUCUUACAACAGUCAUGACAGUCUCGAUAAGCAGCUUUUGUCUGUAUGUAAGCUUGGCAAAAGUGUGUUGUUUAAAUCCAGUGCUAAAGACCUAAGUGAAAGAAAUUGGUUUCUAGAUAUAGGAAGAGAAAUGCUACAACACUGUCCAGAAUUUCUGUCAUUACUUCUUUCAGCAAUAGGUGACAAAAUCACAGCUGAAUCAAAACUAGCAACAGUUUGCACCAUAUAUGGUAUGUUGAUGCACUGCAGGAAUACACGAGCUAGUGCUAUCCAGAAACUUUACACUUCCUUUUGUAUCAGAUAUCAUACAGACAACAAGGUUUGUCAGAAGGCAAAAUUGAUUUCGUGUUUGUUUGUUUUUUUAUUUUGUUUUUUUUCCUAUAAAUUCAAAGAACCAGAUAUCAAGCUGUUUUGGAACAUAUUCAAACUCAUUUUUCUGAAAACCACCAACAUGACCAACUUUUUCUGUAAACAUUCGAGCUAAAAUUGUGGAUUGUCCCAAUGCCUCUAGAAAAUACAUGA